AAUCAGGCGCCUCCUUCUGGCGCCGGAGCGGGACCUGGUCUUGGGCAGUAUUUGAUCCGCGGUUCCUGAGCUCGCGUGGUUGCCAGUUGCCAGUCGUUUUCCGGAAAGCCGGCAGCCGGCUUUUUCACCGUGUUCUGCUUGAGGCCGAGUCAAAGAGUGGCUGUGACUCGGGAGACGGGGUGGGACACCGGCUGGGCAGGCCUGGUCCGAGUACCCGCGACCCAGCACCGCAGGAUGAACCCGUGCUUCUGAGGCGAGAGGCUGGAGGGGAAGAAGUGUCCAGGCUGAGAGCCGUCAGAGCAGCCCUGGAAGACGGGUCAGGGGCUGCUGUAGAUAGACCCUGACACAGAGAACUGCUGGGAGGCUGUGGCGCGAGGUGGGACUCAAAUGCUGGAGGAAGGAGGUGAGGAGUGGUAGAGGGAGCGAUCGUCAGGAGAUCGGCCCCUGCUUCGUUUCCCCACGACUGCCGCUGUGAGAGCCGGAUCAGAACUCUCUUCAUCUCUUCUACAGUACUACCUUCCCCAGACUCUGUCCUUCCCCAAGAGGAAAACACAGGAGAGGAAGGAAUGGCUGCUGGUCUCCUCACAGCUGGGCCCCGGGGAUCCACAUCCUUUAGCAGUGUGACAGUAGCUUUUGCACAGGAAGGGUGGAGGUACCUCGUGUCUACUUCAAGGGACAGGUUCAAGGACAGGAUACCAGAAAAGUCCAGGAACCUGGUCCUAUUAGGACUUCCAGUUUCCCAGCCUGGCAUGAACUCCCAGCUGGAACUAAGGGAAGGCGCAUGGAUGCUGGAGAGCGAAGACCUGCGAAAUCCCUCUCCAAACUGGAAGAUUGUAUCUGAAUCGCCACCAGAACAAGCCCUUUCUGAAGAAUCAUUCCAACAUCCGGGUGUAGAGAUGUCCCCUGAGGAUUCAGACCACAGGACCAGUGAACAUGAGAAGAGCUUCAACCUGAGACCAGUCCUCUCUCCACAGCAGAGAGUGCCUGUGGAGGCGAGACCUCACAAAUGUGAGGCGCAUACCAAGAGUUUCAAGAACUCGGAAAUACUGAAACCUCUCACAGCAAAACCGUAUGCAUGUAAUGAGUGUGGCAAAGCUUUCAGUUACUGUUCUUCCCUUUCUCAGCACCAGAAGAGCCACACCGGAGAGAAGCCCUAUGAGUGCAGUGAGUGCGGGAAGGCCUUCAGCCAGAGCUCAUCUCUCAUUCAGCACCAGAGGAUUCACACUGGAGAGAAACCUUACAAGUGCAGUGAAUGUGGAAGAGCCUUCAGCCAGAACGCCAACCUCACCAAGCACCAGCGAACCCACACCGGAGAAAAGCCCUACAGAUGCAGCGAGUGUGAAAAAGCCUUCAGUGACUGCUCAGCUCUUGUUCAGCAUCAGCGGAUUCAUACUGGAGAGAAGCCCUAUGAAUGCAGUGACUGCGGGAAGGCCUUCCGUCACAGUGCGAACCUCACGAACCACCAGAGGACUCACACCGGGGAGAAGCCCUACAGAUGCAGCGAGUGUGGGAAGGCCUUCAGUUACUGUGCAGCCUUUAUUCAGCACCAGCGAAUUCACACUGGGGAGAAGCCCUAUAGAUGUGCCGCGUGUGGGAAGGCCUUCAGCCAGAGUGCAAACCUCACCAACCACCAGAGGACUCAUACUGGGGAGAAGCCGUACAAGUGCAGCGAGUGCGGGAAAGCCUUCAGCCAGAGCACGAAUCUUAUAAUCCACCAAAAGACCCACACUGGCGAGAAGCCGUAUAAAUGUAAUGAAUGUGGGAAAUUCUUCAGUGAGAGCUCAGCCCUUAUUCGACAUCACAUAAUCCACACCGGAGAAAAACCUUAUGAGUGUAACGAAUGUGGUAAAGCGUUUAACCAGAGCUCAUCCCUCAGUCAGCAUCAGAGAAUCCACACAGGCGUGAAACCCUACGAAUGCAGCGAGUGUGGGAAGGCCUUCAGAUGCAGCUCUGCCUUCAUUAGACAUCAGAGACUCCACACUGGAGAAUAACCAGGAACACGGUGGAAGUGGAGAGAGCCCCGGGAAUGCCCACUCAGGACUAAGGACGAUGGGUGAGGACCCUGAGAAACACUAACGACUUGAAAACAUCUAAGGACAUCUAGAGUCUGUAGCCCAGAGCCACAUGCAGAAACACCUUCAAUAAAUAGCCACUAUUUCAUAUGUUG
Callithrix jacchus (white-tufted-ear marmoset) is the source of this 2167-nucleotide messenger RNA. RefSeq names its product zinc finger protein 79 (gene ZNF79). Gene Ontology annotation, biological process: regulation of DNA-templated transcription. Gene Ontology annotation, molecular function: DNA-binding transcription factor activity, RNA polymerase II-specific; RNA polymerase II cis-regulatory region sequence-specific DNA binding. The record is from RefSeq and is a predicted model, not a curated record. NCBI's taxonomy places the organism in Eukaryota, Metazoa, Chordata, Mammalia, Primates, Cebidae.